Zophobas morio is the source of this 1365-nucleotide messenger RNA. RefSeq names its product medium-chain acyl-CoA ligase ACSF2, mitochondrial-like. Bases 1 to 1296 code for a protein of 431 amino acids. The transcript has 5 exons. Gene Ontology annotation, biological process: fatty acid metabolic process. Gene Ontology annotation, molecular function: medium-chain fatty acid-CoA ligase activity. The record is from RefSeq and is a predicted model, not a curated record. Lineage: Eukaryota; Metazoa; Arthropoda; Insecta; Coleoptera; Tenebrionidae.
AUGAAAGCGUUGGUGUGUGGUGAUAAAUUUAAACACCGCGAUUAUUACGAGACUCUGUUGAGUAUAGCUCCAGAACUGCAAAAGUGCGACCCUGGGAAACUUCAAAGCAAAAAAGUACCAUCGCUUAAAACCGUCAUUCGUAUCAGCGACGACUUUAAACGUGGUACUUACACUUUUGACCAAAUUUUGGACAUGGCGAGUAGUACCGAAAUCGAAAUUAUACAACAAUUGCAACUUACUAUUAGUCCCGAUGACGGCAGCAGCCUCCAUUUCACUUCAGGAACCACAGGAAAACCCAAAGCUGCUUUAGCCACCCAUUUCAAAAUGAUCAAUAACGGAUUCUUGAUUGGAAAAAGAAUGGAAUUGGCUGGUAAACAUCACACAAUUUGUGUACAAGUACCACUUUUUCAUGUGUUUGGUACCGUCGGAAUUAUCAUGGCAGCUUUAAAUUUCGCCAGUACUAUAGUUUUACCAACAGACGGUUACCAACCCGAGAAAAGUUUGGACGCAAUCAAAAACCAGAAGUGCACUGUGAUCACUGGAACGCCUACGAUGUUUCUAGACUUGAUAGAAACUCAAGAAAAACGGAAAGAAUCUAUAUCUGUAGAAAUGGCUCUCUUAGGUGGUACCCCAAGUGCACCACAUUUAUUAGAACAAAUAUUAAAAACCUUAAAUAUCUCCAAAAUUAAUUCCGUCUAUGGAUUGACAGAAUGUACAGCGUCAGUGUUCCAAUCAGUACCAAUUGAAAAUUCUCCAAUUCUUGUGUACUACGUACAAGAACAUGUUGAGGUUAAAGUAAUAAACGACAAUGGUGAAAUGGUACCUUUUGGUACCCCGGGUGAACUAUGCAUAAGAGGGUAUUGUAACAUGCUAGGUUACUGGGAAGACGACGAAAGAACUAACGAAAUGUUAAGAAAGGACGGGUGGCUCAAAACUGGGGAUCAAUUCAUUCUUGAAGAAGAUGGUAGUGGAAAAGCGGUCGGAAGACUAAAAGACAUGAUUUUACGAGGCGGAGAAAAUAUUUUUCCCAAAGAAAUCGAAGAAUUAGUGAUUACCCAUCCACUAGUUGUGGAAGUGCAGGUAAUAGGUACCCCACACAAAAGACUGGGAGAAGAAGUGUGUGCCUGCGUGAGAAUCAAACCCCAGUCACACUUAACACUAGAAGAACUCGCCACUUUCUGCAAAGGAAAGUUGGCCGAUUUCAAAAUUCCCACGAAAAUGGCGAUUUUCGAAAACUUUCCUCGAACCGCAUCCGGGAAAAUUCAGAAAUUCAAGCUCCAAGAAAUGCUUUUGUAGCUGUAUUUUGUGAUUAACACGAGGUGGUAUUUUCUUUAUUGUAACGAAUCAACAAACAAGUAAAAUGCG